AAAAUGACAGAGGAAAAUCAUUCCACAGUGACUGAGUUCAUCCUGGUUGGAUUAACAGACAAAUCAGAGCUCCAGCUGCCCCUCUUCCUCCUCUUCCUAGGAAUCUAUGUGCUCACAGUGGUGGGGAACCUGGGUAUGAUCAUACUGAUUGGACUCAGCUCUCAACUGCACACACCCAUGUACUAUCUCCUCAGCAGUCUCUCCUUUAUUGACCUCUGUCAAUCUACUGUGAUCACACCCAAAAUGCUGGUGAACUUUGUGAUGGAGAAAAACACCAUCUCCUAUGCUGAAUGCAUGACUCAGCUCUACUUCUUUGCAGCUUUUGCAAUUGCAGAGUGUCACAUGUUGGCUGCCAUGGCAUAUGACCGCUAUGUUGCCAUCUGUAACCCCUUGCUUUACAAUGUUACCAUGUCUAUUCAAGUCUGUUUCUGGUUGCUAAUUGGGGUUUGUAGCAUGGGAUUGAUGGGUGCCACAGCCCACACAACAUGCAUGCUAAGGGUGCUUUUCUGUAAGAAUGAUAUAAUAAACCAUUACUUUUGUGAUGUUCUUCCACUACUAGAGCUUUCUUGCUCUAGUACUUUUGUCAAUGAGGUAGUAGUUCUGUGCUCCAGUGCAUUCAAUAUCUUUGCCCCAGUCCUGUCCAUCCUUAGCUCUUACAUCUUCGUCAUAGCCAGCAUCCUGCGCAUUCGCUCCACUGAGGGCAGGUACAAAGCCUUCAGCACCUGCAGCUCCCACAUCUCAGCUGUUGGUCUCUUCUUUGGUUCUGUAACAUUCAUGUACCUCCAGCCAUCAUCAGUCAACUCUAUGGACCAAGGGAAAGUAUCAUCCAUAUUUUACACCAUCAUUGUGCCCAUGUUAAACCCUCUGAUCUACAGCCUGAGGAAUAAAGAUGUCAAAGUUGCCCUAAAUAAUCUUGUCAAAAGAAGAAAUUUCCUAUGA
Marmota monax (woodchuck) is the source of this 939-nucleotide messenger RNA. RefSeq names its product olfactory receptor 8G50-like. Gene Ontology annotation, biological process: sensory perception of smell; G protein-coupled receptor signaling pathway. Gene Ontology annotation, molecular function: olfactory receptor activity; odorant binding; G protein-coupled receptor activity. The record is from RefSeq and is a predicted model, not a curated record. Gene Ontology annotation, cellular component: membrane. The transcript has a single exon. The coding region runs from base 4 to 939 and encodes 311 amino acids. NCBI's taxonomy places the organism in Eukaryota, Metazoa, Chordata, Mammalia, Rodentia, Sciuridae.